AUGACGUCUAUCUACUUUUACUACAACGAGCUGCUUCAUCACAGUGCAGACCAAGCAAUCAUGCACGACAAGAAUACACAUGGUCCUGGACACGAACACAUUCGGCAGCAACAAGGAGAUAAGUCUUUUGAGAUCAUGCAUCAGGGGUGCAGCAACAAUCCCGGACAAAUGACAUUUAACGCGAUCGAGAAACAAGACGACGACAAAGUCCUGAAGGUGCCAUUUCAACUCCACCCCGAUACUGAGGCCACGCUGAUCGCGCUUCAGCCACGCAUGAACCGACUUUUCUACCUGCAAACAGCAGUAGGGACCAGCCUGGACGUUCUGGUACCGAUCUCUUGGACCCAAACUUUAGCAACGCAUCGUGGUCUUCAGACGUCAAAGAUGCGUACACAAGCUUUAUGA
Molecule: messenger RNA, 405 nt
Organism: Peronospora farinosa
Lineage: Eukaryota; Oomycota; Peronosporomycetes; Peronosporales; Peronosporaceae
Source: the annotation of a GenBank genome assembly